This is a messenger RNA of Penaeus indicus, 3570 nucleotides long. RefSeq lists its product as uncharacterized. The record is from RefSeq and is a predicted model, not a curated record. Lineage: Eukaryota; Metazoa; Arthropoda; Malacostraca; Decapoda; Penaeidae. The coding region runs from base 10 to 2868 and encodes 952 amino acids. Gene Ontology annotation, cellular component: nucleus. The transcript is spliced from 6 exons. Gene Ontology annotation, biological process: regulation of transcription by RNA polymerase II. Gene Ontology annotation, molecular function: DNA binding.
GUGCUGACCAUGGAGGAGUGUACAGCGCUCCGGUGCCUCCACGAGAAAAGGCAUAUAAGGAGGGAACUUCUCCGAUGGUCAAGGAAUACUACUCUACUAUUAGGUCUAGAGAGAGUGCUAGAAGUGCUGAUGGGGGAAUCGAACUGGCUCAAAGUGCGGUCAGACCUUUACCCAGGGUCUGACUGCGACGUGCCCCUGUCAGCGGGCAGCGAAGAACCGCAAGACUGGGACCCUGCCACACCCUGCUUCGUCUGCCAGGGGAACACUCAGGGCUUGGUGCCUGAGACCCCAAGAGGGGAGUCCACACUCCAAGAGAGAGAGGUAGAUUCCCCCAGAAGACGGCUGGACUCGCCCGCUGCCCACGAGGACUCCGCCGCCGCCGCCACGAAUGGCCACCACCGGCCGGAGGACGACCUCGACGACGCGUCGUGCCCUGGUGUCACCCUCGACCUCUCGACGGGGCGCUCGUCCGCCACGCCCACGUCAGCCUCCACUCCGCCCACGCUCGGCGCGGGCAUGGGGCUCCCCCGGCCCUCGUACCUGGGCGCCGCUGCCGCCGCCACGGCCGUCGGGGGCCUGGGCGCCAUGGCCCCCGACGUGGCCCAGCGGCUGCCGCUCGACCUGUACACUGCCAACCUGCCUCCGCACCUGCUGCCCUGGAUCCUGUCGUCGCACCUGCAGCAGCUGGCGCGCGUGCAGCAGAACAUCACAACAUCACCAUCAUCAUUCUCACAGGGAAGACGGAAGGGCGACCUGAGUAAGCGGUCCUACACCGAGGACGAGCUUCAGGCGGCGCUGCGGGACAUCCAGAGCGGUAAGCUGGGCACGAGGAGAGCUGCCGUUAUAUACGGGAUCCCUCGGUCGACGCUCAGGAAUAAGGUGUACAAGCUGGCGACGGAGCGCGAGCGGAACAAGAAGCUGGCGGAGCAGAGCAAGGCGGCGGCGGCGGCGGCGGCGGCGGCGCAGGAGGGCCAGGCGUUCCCUGCGUACCACAACGGGGUGUCCGCCGCCGACGUCCAGGGCGCCUCGUCCGAGCUCCCGCGGCUGGAGGACGACACCAUCGCCUCCCCGGAGUCCUUCAGAGCGCUGCUCAAGAACAAGAUGGCGGAGAAGCUGGAGGAGAUGAGCCGGAAGGGCCUGGGCGGCGGGGACGAGAAGAGAGUGGUGGAGUCGGCGCUCAAGUACCUGAUGGAGAAUAUCCCUAAGCUUGCCCUCAACAAAGACAAUAAGGAAGUGUCGACGGAGUUUCUGAGUAGCAUCUCCUUCUACCCUCAGCUAAGCGACUUCAUCAAGAAGGUGGUCGAGGAGCGCUACAACGAAGAGCUGCAGAGAAGCAAGUCCAGACUGAACGGCUCGACGGAGCCUCCCGCCGCCGGCGCCGACGACGCGAGGGAUGAAAGCUUCGACCUCAACGUGCCGUCCUAUUCCCUCUCCUGCAACGGCCUCCAGAAGGGGGACUCAGAACCCGCGUCCACGGAUUCCAAUCACUCUAGUCAGCCACUGAUCUCCUCCUUGUCUAAUCCCAACCUGAAGGAAAUGAUUGCUCAAAUGAUUGGGCAAAAGUUAGGGUGCGAGCUGCCGCCGGCGAAGGACUCGGCGCUGGCGGGGAACAGCAGCUCGGCGGCGGGGAAGCUGCAGCAGCCCUUGUCUUUCACGGCGGCGGCCGACGCCAAGCUCAACGGGGAGAAGCGCGAGCUGGCGGCCAAGAAGGGCGCGGCGGCCUCCACGACCAGCGGCGGGAAGGGCUCCCGCCCCAAGCGAGGCAAGUACCGCAACUACGACCGCGACAACCUGCUGAAGGCCGUGCAGGCGGUGCAGAGCGGCGAGAUGAGCGUGCACAGGGCGGGCAGCUUCUACGGCGUCCCUCACUCCACCCUCGAGUACAAGGUCAAGGAGCGACACCUGAGCCGCGGCAAGAACAAGAGCGCCACGCCCACCAGCGGCUGCUCCUCUCCGCUGGCCAAGGCCAAGAAGGAGCCUGCGAAGGCCACGGCGGACACCACCACCACCACCACCGCCGCCGUCGCCGCCACCACAAUCGAUCUCACGGAGGACGAGAAGAGCAAAGCGAGCGAGGCGCUGGAGAUCACGCCCGUGACCAAGAAGGCGCGCGUCGACGGCGACUCGGCCUCCUACCCGCCCUUCCCCCCGAUCUCGUCGACGCCGCUCUCCUCCGCGCCCAUGUCGCCGAGCCCCUUGGCCAGCAACCCGAUCCUGGCGAACCCGUUCUCGCUGUGGAAUAGCGCCCCGAUGGUCCCGCCCUUCCUCGCCAGCUACCAGCAGGACUCGUUCUACGCGUCGCACAUGAUCCGCCGCUUCCAGGAGGCGGCGGCCAAGAGCAGCGGCAGCGUUGGCGCCCGCACGCCGCCCGCCACCGACCGCUCGUCGUCGCCCGCCGUGGCCCAGCCCGCGCUCGAGCUGCCCGCCACGCCGCCGUUCCAGGGCAGCGUGCUCGACGCCCUCCUCAGGGGCAAGACCACGUCGUCCGCCACCAAGACGACCACUGCCACAACCACGACCACCAGCAGCAGCAACAGCAGCUGCAACAGCCCUCUGCCCGGCGGCGACAACUCGUGGCAGGUGUCCUCGAGCCUGCUGAGCCUGACGAAGGGGCUCGUGAUGGAGCAGCAGCACCAGCAGCGCUCUGAGGACGACCCAACGCCGCCUCUCAUCCCGCCGCAGGGCUUCAUGGCCUUCUACACCCUCCCCGCCCUCGCCGCCCGCAACAGCCUGGUCGCCGCCCUCCAGCAGCGCCCCCCUCCGCGGGAGAGCCUGAGGGAGGCGAGCCCCGAGGUGGACAUCCUGCCCCUCCCGCUCGUCAAGGAGUCGCGCCACCAUCCCACGCCCGUUGCGGCGGACCAGCCGUGAGCGCCGCCGUCGGCCGUCCUUCGUUGCCUCGACCUCCCGCGCCCCGCAGCCCGCGAGACCGAGGGCCGUCCCCCCGAGCCAGGCCCUUCGGCGUCCCCGGCCGCCCUUCGCCCUCGUCGGCUCCGAGAGAGACAUUCCAGGUCGUGAUUUCGGCGUAGGCCUUACGCUGAAAUGUUCGGUUUUCUACUUAGUGAUCAGGCAUGCUGGUUUAUCCAUAUUUUGUCGUUUAGCAGAUUGUCCAUGUUUUUUUUUUUCGAUUUUACACUAAUUUCCAAGCGCUUUUUCUCACGCCGAUACCAUAUCACGGUUCCAAGAUCAGUCUCGUCAACUCGAUUUUCUAUUUAAUGAAUAGAAAUGAUCUUUUAUAAGACGAUUGUUUUCCUUCUAAGAAACGUAUAUUUAUCUGACUGGGAAUAUAGCGAGAAUCCUGGAAUAUUGCGGUCUUUGUGCUGCUAGGAAUUCUGGAAUCUAAUUUUCUCUCUCUUCUUUCUCUCUAGGUGUCUCUUUUCUCUGCUUUGUUCUUAUUCCCCCAUCUCUCUUUCUUUUUCCCUUUUCUAUCUUUGUUUUCUCUUUCUUUCUUUGUCUGCUCCUGUUUGUCCGUCCGUCCGUCCGUCUGUCUAUCUAUUUGUCUGUCUGUCUGUCUGUCUGUCUGCCUGUCUGCCAGUCAGUCAGUCAGUCUGUAUCUCUCUCUCUCUCUCUCUC